Monosiga brevicollis MX1 is the source of this 3803-nucleotide messenger RNA. RefSeq lists its product as uncharacterized. The coding region runs from base 16 to 3564 and encodes 1182 amino acids. The record is from RefSeq and is a predicted model, not a curated record. Gene Ontology annotation, biological process: isoleucyl-tRNA aminoacylation. Gene Ontology annotation, molecular function: aminoacyl-tRNA deacylase activity; tRNA binding; ATP binding. Lineage: Eukaryota; Choanoflagellata; Craspedida; Salpingoecidae. The transcript is spliced from 27 exons.
UUUCACUUUGCUACCAUGGAGACGGAGAUCCUGAAGCUGUGGACAGACAUGAACGCCUUUCAGACUUCGCUCGAGUUUUCCCGUGGCCGCCCCGAGUACAACUUUUACGAUGGGCCGCCUUUCGCCACCGGCACUCCCCACUAUGGCCAUCUUCUGGCCGGCACCAUCAAGGAUGUUGUCACCCGAUUUGCCCACCAAACUGGCCACCACGUCGAGCGCCGCUUUGGUUGGGACACCCAUGGCGUGCCCGUUGAGUUUGAGAUUGACAAGAAGCUUGGCAUUUCGGGCAGCGCUGAUGUUGAGAAAAUGGGCAUUGCCAAGUACAACGAGGAAUGUCGUUCCAUCGUCAUGCGCUACGCCGACGAGUGGCGCUAUACCGUGAACCGCCUCGGUCGCUGGAUUGACUUUGACAAUGACUACAAGACUCUCUAUCCUUGGUUCAUGGAAAGUGUCUGGUGGGUGUUCAAGCAGAUUUUUGACAAGGACAUGGUCUAUCGCGGCUUCAAGGUCAUGCCUUUCUCCACGGCUCUGUCGACCCCUCUGUCGAACUUUGAGGCCAAUCAGGACAUGCAUGAUGUCGAUGAUCCUGCCGUGACGGUUUCCUUCAAGCUGGUGGAUGAAGAUGCCGCUUUCUUGGCGUGGACCACCACGCCCUGGACCCUGCCUUCCAACUUGGCUUUGUGCGUGCACCCCACGCUUGACUACGUCAAGUUUCGCGACACCAAGCGUGAGCGCGUGUACAUCGCCCUCAAGUCCCGUCUCUUCGGCAAGGGCUGCCUGUACAAGGAGGGCGACAAGUCGGUCGAGAUCAUUGAAGAAUUCAAGGGUGAAACUCUCCGUGGCCGUCGUUACGAGCCUCUUUUUCCUUACUUCAAGCGCCUCGAGGACCGCGCAUUCAAGGUGCUCGUCGACACCUACGUCACUGACGACAGCGGUACCGGCAUUGUCCACAACGCUCCCGGUCACGGUGAAGACGAUUACCGUGUCUGCCUGGCGGCCGGCGUCGUCACUGCCACCGACAUUCCCUGCCCGUUGGACGACUGUGGCAAGUACACGGACGAGGUUUCCGACUACAAGGGCAUGUACAUCAAGGAUGCUGACAACGUCAUCAUCAAGCGUCUCAAGGAUGAGGGCAAGAUGUUCCAGGCUGGGCGUGUGAAGCACGCCUACGCCCAUUGCUGGCGAUCGGGUACGCCCCUGGUCCGCAAGACGGUCGACUCUUGGUUCAUCCGUGUCGAAGACAUCAAGGACAAGCUUGUUCAGAACAACCAGAACACUUACUGGGUUCCUCAAAACAUCCGCGAUGGCCGUUUCCACAAUUGGCUGGCCGACGCUCGCGACUGGGCCUUCUCCCGCAACCGUUUCUGGGGCACUCCCAUUCCCAUCUGGGUCAGCGAGGAUUAUGAAGAAGUCGUCUGCAUUGGCUCCAUCGAGGAGCUCAAGGAGCUCUCUGGCCGUACGGACAUCGAGGACCUUCACCGCGAGCAUUUGGACGACAUCACCAUCCCUUCCAAGCAGGGCAAGGGUGUCCUGCGCCGUGUGCCCCAAGUCUUUGACUGCUGGUUUGAGAGUGGCUCUAUGCCCUAUGCUCAGGUCCACUAUCCCUUUGAAAACAAGGAGCGAUUUGAAAAGAACUUUCCCGCCGACUUUAUUGCCGAGGGCGUCGACCAAACUCGUGGCUGGUUCUACACGCUCAUGGUCAUCAGCACGCUGCUCUUCGAUCAGCCUCCGUGGAAGAAUCUGAUUGUGAACGGCCUGGUUUUGGCCGGUGACGGCAAAAAAAUGAGCAAGCGUCUCAAAAACUAUCCUGAUCCCAACCUUGUCCUUGAAGAGGAUGGUGCCGAUGCCUUGCGUUUGUAUCUCAUCACUUCGCCAGCUGUGCGCGCCGAGAACCUUCGCUUUGAGCGCAAGGGCGUGCAGGCUUUGAUCAAGGAUGUCUUUCUGCCCUGGUUGAACGCCUUCCGGUUCUUUGAGCAACAGGCGGAGCGUUGGAAGCAAGCUGUUGGCCGUCCAUUCACCUUUGACUCGGCCAAGGCCUGCCCGUCGACCAAUAAGAUGGACAAGUGGAUCCUCGCCUUCACGCAAGACUUGAUUCGCUUUGUCAAGCAAGAGAUGGCUGCCUACCGUCUCUACACUGUUGUGCCCAAGUUGCUGUCUUUUGUGGACAACCUGACCAAUUGGUUCAUUCGCUUCAACCGCAAGCGUCUCAAGGGCGCCAACAGCGAUGACGAUGCGGCGCUUGCUUUGUGGGCCCUGGGUGAGGUCUUGAUGACCAUGUCUGUUACCAUGGGCCCUUUCACUCCGUUCUUCGCCGAGUGGAUGUACCAGCACAUGCGUCCUUUUGUGGUGACUGCCUCUGCCAGUACGACCACCCGUGGCCACAAGGUAUCAACCUCGAGCGACAUUGCUCUGACUCUCCACCAAGGUCCCAUGACAGCCGCUGCUGAGGCCGUGGCGGAGUGGUCCCUGGACAAUGUGAAUGCUUGGUUGUCCUCCAACGAGCUGGAAGACUACCAGGAGCUCUUUGCUUCCAACGGUCUGACCGGCGCUGAUCUGGUGGACCUGAGCCAUGAUGAUCUUCUCUCCAUGGGUGUGAACCGCUGCACCGAUCGUAAGCGCAUCCUUCGGGCGGCUCGCAAAUUGAUGCAGGGCUCAGCCCCACCUUCGCCUCGCCGCGUUGCCACGCCGGCCGCUGCCAGCGGUAGCGAUAACGUGCGCACAAUCAACGGCGUUCGUGAAGACGCCUCGGUGCACUUCCAGCUCAUUCCCGAGCCCAAGUCUGUGUAUUUGGACGAGACCAUUGUGCGUGCGUUCGAAGCCAUGAAGCGCGUCGUCGAAGCUGGACGCAUUGUGCGUGAGCGUGAGAACAUUCCCAUCAAGUACCCUCUGCAAGAGCUUGUUAUUGUCUCCAAGACUCCCUUCCUGCUGGAUGACAUUCGUCACUUGGAGGAGUACAUUCUCUCCGAGCUUAACGUGCAGCGCAUCACCCUGUCCGCGGAUGAAUCGCCCUACAAUGUUACGCUUAAGGGCCAGCCCGACAGCCGUAACCUUGGUGUCCGCUUCAAGAACGACUACAAGGCCAUCCACAAAGCCGUCAUCGGUCUGUCUCACGAAGCUCUGCAGGGCUAUCAGACCAACGGCAGCAUUGAGGUGUGCGGCCACACCCUGUCCGGAACCGACAUUUCUCUGCGUUAUGAGUUUGCCGCGGGUACCGAGUCCAAGUACCGUGCUCAGACGGACAACGACAUUCUGGUCCUGCUCAACGUUGAGCAAAACCGCGACAUGCUCGAGGAAGGCUACGCGCGAGAGCUGGUGAACCGCGUCCAGAAGCUUCGCAAGCAAGGCAACAUCACUCCCACUGAUACGAUCCGUGUCUUCUUCCGCAUGAUCCAGGAUGACACCGAGGUGCAGUUGGCGGAGGUGAUCAAGAACCGCGCUGCCUUCAUCACCGAAAGCGUUGGCUUCAAGUUGGAGGAAGGCGCCCCUGAGGGACUUACUGUCUCCGUUGAGGGCGAGCAGACCAUCAAGAACGCAAAGUUCCAACUGGCUAUCGUCAAGCUCUAAGGAAAUGGCCCAUGUAUCUCAACUUGACCCCCAGCCAGAGCUGGCUGAGGGUGAGACGAGCCAUUAAAACCGUGUUUUUGCCGUCAGGUGGCACGACUUGCCGUGCCCUUUUGCUAUUUGUGUGUUGCCUAUGCUUUUUUUUUGAAUGCUUUGAGCAUCUGCUCGCCUUCUUCAGUCUGGCUGCCCGCUUUGACUUUCGGAUCGUGCAGGUCUGUCCUCAAUUCAAUGCUUCGAUACCU